UUGUAUAUUGCGAAAAAAAUUACACAGUCACCUGCCUGCGAAGCUAUUUUUGAUUAUUCUAAAAACAAUGUUUAGAAACCAGUAUGACAAUGAUGUCACAGUAUGGAGUCCACAGGGUAGAAUUCAUCAGCUGGAGUAUGCCAUGGAAGCUGUGAAGCAGGGAUCAGCUACUGUUGGUCUGAAGUCUAAAACACAUGCAAUCCUUGUGGCCUUAAAGAGAGCAUCCUCGGAGUUAGCAGCACAUCAGAAGAAGAUUAUCCCCAUUGAUGACCAUGUAGGGGUGUCCAUAGCUGGCCUUACAGCGGAUGCUCGACUUCUAAGUAACUUUAUGAGAUCGGAAUGCUUAAACUCCAGAUAUGCCUAUGAUUCACCAUUACCAAUCUCCCGCCUCGUAUCAGCAGUUGGAAAUAAAUCACAAAUCCCCACACAGAGGUAUGGGCGACGCCCCUUUGGAGUGGGUUUACUGGUGGCAGGAUAUGAUGACCAAGGACCACAUAUUUACCAGACUUGUCCCUCGGCAAACUACUAUGACUGUAAAGCCAUGGCUAUUGGUGCCCGAUCACAGUCGGCAAGGACAUAUGUAGAAAAACACCUUGACAAAUUCUCUGAAUGUUCUUUAGAGGAGUUGAUCAAACAUGGACUGAGAGCAUUGAGAGAAACCUUACCACAGGAGGUGGAGCUUACUACCAAAAACUGCUCUCUAGGAAUUGUUGGGAAAGAUACAGACUUUACCAUUUAUGAUGAUGAAGAUGUACAAAAAUAUUUGGCAAUGAUUGAGGGAGAAGAAAGAUCUCGUGCCCCGCCCCCUUCAGGAGCUGAGCAGGCUGCCAUGGACACACAGGAGGAUGAGGGACAACAACCUGACCCCCAGCCUGCAGACCCCGCCGUGGAGGAGCAGGGAAUGGAACACUGACCUUGACAAACAUUAAUUUACACACAACCUAGUGUCUUCACACAUCUUACUGUUUAAAAUAGUGCUAUCAUUUGGUCCCAAAAUCUCAUAGACUGUCAAUGAAGAAGAAGACUAUAAAAAUACUUUGUAUGAUAUCUAUCCAUUAAACUAUGUUGAAAAAAAUUA
Saccostrea cuccullata (small rock oyster) is the source of this 1078-nucleotide messenger RNA. RefSeq names its product proteasome subunit alpha type-1-like. The coding region runs from base 68 to 913 and encodes 281 amino acids. Gene Ontology annotation, biological process: ubiquitin-dependent protein catabolic process; proteasomal protein catabolic process. Gene Ontology annotation, cellular component: proteasome core complex; nucleus; proteasome core complex, alpha-subunit complex. The record is from RefSeq and is a predicted model, not a curated record. The transcript is spliced from 11 exons. Lineage: Eukaryota; Metazoa; Mollusca; Bivalvia; Ostreida; Ostreidae.